Molecule: messenger RNA, 786 nt
Organism: Echinostoma caproni
Lineage: Eukaryota; Metazoa; Platyhelminthes; Trematoda; Plagiorchiida; Echinostomatidae
Source: the annotation of a GenBank genome assembly
AUGAAGAUUCUUCAGCAGAAAUGGGCGGAUCUGGUUGCGAAAGCCAAUCAGCUUGUACAGCAAAAUAUGACCAAACGUCCGACUCGAACAAAACCACGAGGGACUACUCUUCGAGACUUUGCGUUCCCUCAUGAAGAAACCAAUUUACGCAAACUGAUCGACAGCACCAUGCGUUUGUACAAUACGGAUUUGAUCGAUACGAAAAAAGUCAAGGAACAGACCAGUCCACCUAUAUACGCCAUGUGUGCGCAUCGAAUUUCGCUCCCCCUGGUGUUCAGCACUGCCUGUUCCGUUCGGUUGGACCGGUUGAGAGUGCUCUGUCUGACUCGAUGUGAUCUAUCUAAUGUGGACACGUUCCGCGCAAUCGAUCCGCUCCCCGGGCUGGAGUGGCUUAAUUUGAGUCACAACUCUUUGAGUUAUCUGGACUGCAGUGAACAUACAUUUCCACGACUGGUUCACCUAGACGUGUCGUUUAACUGUUUUGAACAAUUUGACCAUUUGGGUGGCCCAUAUCGUACACUGCAGCGGUUAGACAUGCGUUCCAAUCUGCUCACUUCGAUCGAUCGACUGGACCAACGAACGCGUAUGCCCCAGCUUCAGUUCGUGGAUUUGCGGGAUAACUUGUUCACCCGAUCCACAUCCAUCUGGCUCGCGAAUCACGCCUCGCACUGUGUCAGACAGAUCAGUCUGGGCGAGAAUCAGAUCACCCAGAUUGACUCGUCUCUCGUCGCGGCACACUUGUUCUCGCAUUUGGAUUUGAGCGGGAACUUGUUAGACACAGUAUGA